GCUGAGCCGCCCGCGCCGCCGGCAGAGGGGCCGGCGCUGCCCCCUCGCCCCCGCCGGGCGGGGCGCUUCUCCCUGCGGGGCGCUGGAGCAGCCGCCGCGGCCCCGCGAUGUGACCAUGGACAGCAGGUUCAAGGAAAAUCCAGAACGUACCUUUGAUUUGGUACUGAAAGUAAAAUGCCAAGCAUCUGAAAAUGAAGAUCCAGUGGUACUGUGGAAGUUCCCGGAGGACUUUGGAGACCAGGAAGUGCUGAACAGCGUUCCAAAGUUCUGCUUUCCUUUUGACAUUGAAAGGGUGGCCCAGAACCAAGUAGGACAGCAUUUUACCUUCGUGCUCACCGACAUUGAAAGUAAGCAAAGGUUUGGAUUUUGCCGUUUGACAUCAGGUGGCAAGGUCUGCCUCUGUAUUCUAAGUUACCUACCAUGGUUUGAAGUAUACUACAAGCUCCUAAAUACCUUGGCAGAUUAUUUGUCUAAAGAACAGGAAAAUGACUCAAAUGAUUUGUUAAAAUCAUUGUAUAGCCAUCCUGUGCCAAAGGCGAAUGCUUUAGUCAGUUUAAGUGUGAACCAAGAAAUGAUUUUUGCAAGUGAGCAAGUUUUGAAAAAACAGCCUUGUCUUGUAUCGCACUCGUAUUUCAUUACUCCUGAUAUAACUGGAUUGCCAACAAUCCCUGAAAGCAGAAACCUCACUGAAUAUUUUGUUGCUGUGGAUGUGAACAACAUGCUGCAACUUUAUGCCAGUAUGUUGCAUGAGAGACGAAUCAUUAUUACCUCUAGCAAACUAAGCACUUUAACUGCUUGUGUUCAUGCGUCAGCUGCAUUAUUAUAUCCAAUGUAUUGGCAACAUAUUUACAUCCCAGUGCUUCCUCCACAUCUUCUGGACUACUGCUGUGCACCGAUGCCUUAUCUAAUUGGUGUCCACUUAAGCUUAAUAGAGAGAGUAAAAAAUAGAUCACUGGAGGAUGUGGUUUUGCUAAAUGUUGACACAAACACUCUAGAAACCCCUUUUAAUGACCUGAAUAACCUACCUGGUGAAGUGGUCUCGGCCUUGAAAAAUAAACUGAAAAAGCAGUCUACAGCUACGGGUGAUGGAGUAGCCAAGGCCUUUCUUCGGGCACAGGCAGCACUGUUUGGAUCCUACAGAGAUGCACUGAGAUACAAACCAGGAGAACCUAUAACCUUCUGUGAGAAUAGUUUUGUGAAGCAUCGUUCCAGUACUACUAAGCAGUUCCUGGAAACUGCUGUUAAUCUUCAACUGUUUAAACAGUUUAUUGAUGGUCGGCUAUCAAAAUUAAAUGCAGGAAGAGGGUUCUCUGAUGUUUUUGAAGAAGAAAUCACAGCCGGAGGCUUUUGUGGAGGAAAUUCAAGAUCUUAUCAGCAGUGGAUGCAUACAGUGAAGAAAGGUGGUGCACUGAUCAACACAGCAAUGACCAAAGCCACUCCGGCUGUGAAAACAGCAUAUAAAUUUGCAAAAAAUCAGGCAAAGCAAGGAAUAAAAGAAGUGAAGAGUAAGUUAAAACACAAGGAGAGUGAAGAAGAGUAUGGAACUUGCAGUGCUAGUGCAGUACAGACUGCUCCUGUCUACACAUUGCAUUAUGAGAAAAGAGCAAACUCGGAAAAACGGAGACUGGCACAGACUCGUUUCAACCAAUGUCUCAGUAACCAGGAUUUUGCCUUGGAUGAUGAUGAUGAUGGUUAUGAAAUGGAGAGAACAAGCAAAUUAUCAUCAGAAGACAGUGAGGAAGCUUCUGCUUACUUUUAUGAUAGUGAUGAUUCUGGUGAAGCUGGAAUAACUCCUCAGCACCAAGGAGAAAUGGACUUGCUUGGCGAGAUUUUGGACACGCUGAGCACACACAGUUCGGAUCAAGGAAAGCUCUCAGGAGCAAAAAGCCUGGAUUUCUUUAGGUCAAUGGAUGACAUUGAUUACAAGACUGCGAACAAGUCAAAUGCACCUAGUGAAAGCAACCUUACCCUGCUCUGCAGCAGUGCUAAUGAUCAAGCAGAGUGGAACCUUGGUCAGGAUGACAGUAUCCUCCAUGGGAAGCAGCUCCCUCCAUCACCAAGGAAACAAAUUUCUUCUGGUGGCCAUAGAGAAUCUCUCUCAAAGCUGGAGGAAGAACGUAGUGACAAAGCCUUUAUUACCAACAAGAUGGACACCACUAGUAUGACAUCCCCAUCUCCAGUACAAUCAAGUGCCCAAUUUGCUUCUCUAGAAAGUUUCAAAGCAGGCUGUUCUUCCUGUAAGUAUGCAAAGCGGAACGAAACACUAACCAAUACCUCAGCAGAUCAGCUCCCAUCAAGUCUUGCUCAACAUCCAUCCAUUCUGGUCCCUUGGGAGAAAGAUGGGAAGGAAGGAAAUGAAACUCCGGAAGAGGGUGGGCUUCUUGAAGAAGUGGUGUCAUUAUGUAAACUGAGUUCUGCUUUUCACUAUGGUUUAAAUAUUUCGAAGGAUAGCUUAUCCAGCAGUAGCAGUGGAAAUAAAAUGUAAGAAAACUAUGAGAAGAGAAACUUGGCUCCCAUCAGAAGUUAAAGGGAGACUACUCAGGACUCCAUGUAACUCCAUAUAACAUGAUAACCAAAAGAUGAACAAGGAAUGAGAUCUUCAAUUAUAAAAAUAAUUCUCUUCAGUUGAGUAUGCAUUUUCUGCCAUUGGGACAUCCGAUUCUGUGUUUACUGAGUUCAUUUGUUGGCUGUAGUUAGGUCCACAAAAUGGAACUAAAUAUAUGAAUGCACUCUUAAAUCAGGUACUAGUUAGUCUCUGUGUUAAAAAUACAGCAGGUAUAUGGUGCUUCCUCUAAGCAGCAGGAAAGGUAUCACCUAACAGGUAACCAGGUGUUGAAGGUACUAUAUUAAUCCCAUUUAGUAUGAAAUGAACCGAGCAAUCUGAUUUGUCAGAAAUGUACAAAUGUUAAUAUUUGUCAUGAAUAAUAAUUGCCUUAAUCUUUUGAGAAGAGGUUUAACUAUCUUAGAAGGUGAAUGCAAAUCUACAAAACAGCAAUAAUGAUUUUCCAUGGCAAGAAUUUGCUUCAGCAAAUGGGAGCAAAAACAAACCUUUUUUUUUAGACUGAGGAAUUUCUUGUGAAUAUUGCUUGGAACUUACUCCAAACUAAAACUGUGGCCCUGUCUUCCAGACUUCGAAAAGGUAGCGCAUGCUUUUCUCUCUUCUGUAAAGUACAUGAAGUGCUGAAAUAUAAUGUGAUGUUUAUUAACUUCUGUUUACAACUAAGACACUUUAAAGACAUAUUAUCUGGUUUCCCUAGGUAGACUAUUUCACCUAAAAAUUUUCAGAAAGGAAAAUGUAAGUGGAAUUGAUAGGUUUUAUAAAGUUUAAUAGUGAUUGAAAACUGAUUUGUGCCUCUUCGGAACUAUUUUCUUUCAAUUUUUAGUAGCUACCUUUUUGAAGGUAGAUUGAAUUACUGUUGCUUAGAAGUCCUAUUUAUUUAAAUUGUUAGAGUAAUGACUGAAAAUUACUUGUAACACUAGAAAACUAAAAUUACAGAUUCAGCUUGAGACUGCAUAUAACCAACUCUCAUUUUAGCCAAGUUGAACAAUGAAAAAUUUCUUUCUAGAUUCAGUGAAAGAGAAUAAAUGGGCUUGAUGUAUAUUCUAUUUAGAACAAGCAUUUUUCCUCCUCCUGGCAGUGUUCCUGAGGAAUAUUUAGAUAUUUAAAGUCUGAAAAUUCUUGCUGCUAAAUGGAGCAUCUCUUUCCUUUUUUUUUUUUUUUUUUUUUUUUUAACUUUUUAUAUUUUCCUGUGCUUUUCUUUUUCCACCUCUCCACUUUACCAUACUUACAUUGUCCUCCACUAUAGCUCAGGACAGAAAGUCAUGAAGUAAGUUUCUGCAGAUUGGAAUUGUCAACUUUGAAGGAUAUUUGUGAUGCAGUUGGUAGAAGUAACACGUGGGUAUAAAAUGAACUGUGCCUAAGAAUGCUCUCCUGCUCUUCUAAACUCAUGUCAGAAACCUUUUUUCUUUCUUUCUCUUUUUGGCAUGAAUAGUUAGUCUUAAUCUCGGUAUAGGACCGAGUGAGCAUAUUUAUGAGGUCAGUAUUUGGAUCAGAUUGUGCUUUUUUAGUAGUUUGUAGCAAAGUUUAAUAUCAGUUGCUACACUCCGGUUUAUGAAUUAAUUUUCCUUCUAGAUAACACAAGUGGAAAUGGGUUUUUCGGUUGCUUUAUUACAAGGCAGCUGACCUAAGAGAAUGUAUCCAUAUCAUUACAGAGGCAAUGUUUGAUGCUUUACCAAAGAGAUGCAGUAGAGUGAGACCUUGGCUUUGUUAAUGCAAAAGUUUCAGUUUGUUCCAGAUUGAGAGUGGCUGGGCCAGUACUUAUCAUUGACGAUGAGCCUUCAGAAUUAUUUUUUUAGUAAGUGCAAUAGAGAUAAAAGGUUGUAAAAGUGCAAAUCUUACAGACAUGAACAUUCCUGAGGGCAUCUGCAAUCUGUGUUGCUGGGGAAUCUCAGUAUUCCAGAGUUAGAGGUUGUAUGGCCGGAGGUCUGUACUCCAAAGUAUUUAUUUAUCCUUUGGUUUCCUCUUGUGUAUCAGCAUGGUAUAUUGUGGAAUUUGUUUUAUAACAUAGAAAUGUUAUUUGGCAAAACAUUUUGCAGUAUUAAAAACCAAAAGUAUCAUAAAAAUUACUUAAAAUCUUCACUCUAAACUUUCCAGGUGGGUCAGACCAGCUGACUCAGAUGCUGUUCAGGUGAGAAAGUUGCAGAGCAACCUUAUGGAUACUUGUUUGGAGGUGGUAUUAAUGACUCUGUGGAGGGCAUUCUUCUCCUUUGCUGGUACUAAACAUUACCCGAAUGUAGUGCUGCUGAGUGUGUCUAAGAGAAGACUGGCAACACAAAGGUUUUUGUUCUUGUAGUGCUUCUCACUCGUUCUCAUUCAAGCCCUUGCAUUUUGUUGAGAAUUUCAAGAUUCACCUUUUCUUUUCCUCUGCAUCUGACAGUGUUUCUGUCCAUACUUCCAUCUAAGAUGAUGUUUUGUUUUUUUCAUUUAUUAAAGAUAAUAAACAGUAUUAAUGUCUUAAGGAGGAAAACAGAAAAUUCAGAAGUUAUGGCCGCCAUUACUUUCAAAACCACCAAACCCAUAAGUUCAGGAAUGCUGCCAGAAAAAUGGUUUACAAAAAUGCCUUUCUGAUAGAAUAAAUCUUACUGGCUUUACAUGAGAGUCGGGUACUGAACUCCUGUUAUCAUAUAGAUUGUCCCAUUCUCACCUUUGUGGAAAAAAUACGGAAGCCAUGUGAGGCUGCUGAUAUUCUUAUAGCUGGUACAAGGAUCAUAAAGUUGAAAGUUUGGUAGUAGACUCUUUCAAAAUCGAGGCGUUGUAAUAAUCCACUGUUUCAUUGAGUGAAAAUGCAGGCUGAGAAGAAGUAAACAUGAACUAAAAGGUGGCAGGUAAAAUUCAACUUAGAAUUAAUUUUACUUCAGUCAAAUGUUAGUUAUUGUGCUUAUGCCACAUUGUUUCCUUGCUAUUUAUAAGCCCACUGAGUGUUUACAGUAAUUUUUUGGUUUGGAACUUUGUAUGGAUGCAAAAAUAACUCAGUCCUAUAUCUAUGUUGAAUUUAACUUAGGUACAUUUUAAACUCUGUAAUAUUACUGAAUCGUUUCCACUUACUAUCAGUGAUCUUUUAUUUUAAAAGGCUAAUAUUUGUGCCUUAUUUGAACAGAAUUACCAGUUACCAAAUAGAUAAGAGUCCAAACUGAUAUUUCCGGUUCAACACUGUUGUUCUCUGUCCUUGUGAUAAUACAAAACUGUUUAUUGGCUACAUACACAGUAUUUUUAUUACCACAUUAGGUUCUAUAUUAAGAUAAAUUGUCCAGGUCCAGUACUUUUUACAAGUUUUAUACUUGUAUGGUUUUUAUUUGUGGAAAUUCUUCUAGCGUCUUUGAAAAUCAUCAACAUUCAUCACCAGCUACUGGUGAGAACUGAAUUCUGCUCAGUCAGAGGUCCCAUGGUCUUCUUCAGAAGCAUCUCUUUUCAUCAGGAUCUCAAAAAUCUUCCCAUUUCUCCUGUUUAAGGGAGAUACCAGGUUAUUUGAUUAAGCUUUGUAAUCUGUUACUUACACAUAGGAACAGAUUUCUGAUGUAGUAAGUCAAACUAGGACUUGAAUUUAAUAUCUCUGAGUUGUCUUGCAUAGAUGUCUGCCUGAAAUGAGCCGUAUCACUCAUCUGGUUUGGGAGAAAAUAAGUAAGGGCAGUAGAAAGAGAAAGGGAUUCCUGGGUUGUUCCAGUGGGGUGUGGUGAAGCAGAGCCUGGGAGUUCUCAGGAGGGACAAUAACUUUGAGGAAAUCCAGAUUUCAGGGUAUUGUUUAAUGUUCUAGCUCAGUUGUAGUGAUUCCAACCCAGCCAUGUAGGCAAAAGUAAUAUUGCCUAUGGAAUUAAUCCCCUCUGUGAUUUGCAGAAUGGAUAAUAUGUUGUCCUAGUCAAAGCCUUCCCAUCCAUGUGUUUAGAGGUGCAACAUGUGAAAAACUGCAGAUAUUUGGGGAAGGACAGUACUGCGGAUGCAGAGCUGAUCCCUAUCCACCCUCUAUGCAUGCAGAGGGCGGUCUGUGUAGAGUAGGCAGUGGUUUGCUCUUCCAUCCCGCACAUCUAGGCGUCACGUAGCUCCAAAAAAUAGACUUGUUCUGAAGGAAAGAUGUAAUUGUAGAAGUUGUUAUAGAACUUGUUGACUGAACCCUUCAUUGUCAUUUAGCAUUUCAGUGAUACUGCUGCCAUUUGGUUGGGGUCAUCAGAAACUCAGCACUGGCUGAAGUUCCCUCUCAGGCAUUGUAACACAGACUUCAGCUGGAGUUUUAGACACAUGCUGGGUGCUUUUGAAAAUCCCACCAAUCUAUUUGAAGAGUGGUUUAGAUCGCAGAAAUCUGUUUUAGAUGUCUUUUCAGGUCUUAGAAUGAGCUGUUUUACAAUCUUGUGUUCUUGUAAACGAUGUAAAGUCUAGGCAAAAGAACAGUUAAGCUGGGUUUUUAAAACAGCUUCUAUUUCUCAAACUACAAUCAACCUAUCCAGUUCUACAGAACAAUCUUUCAUUGGUGCAGCUGUCUAAUGGAAUUGCUAGGAGCAUCUAAAAAUCUUUUCUCUAUGCAUGUAAUUAAUUGAAGAAACAUUUCAUGCAAUAAUCGAAGUGCCAGCAUGAGGCCCUUUUGCAAACGCACCCCCCUGUGUAAUACUGACUGUCGUACCCAGUCCUGCAGAAAGGAGCCCCGUAACCGCUGACUGCCCUGACUCCGCAGGGAGAGAUCAAGGGUGGUCUUUACUUCCAGGGGAGCUAGCAUCUUCUGUCUUGGCACCAGGCUGUAGUCUAGGUGCUGUGAGACUCCAGCCAGCAUGUUCCCAGCAGCCUGAAAUUUCAGGCUGAACUAAUGUGGCUAAUAAAAGUAUGCCCGAGGCAAGCAGCUUCCUUAUUGCAAAGCUCAGGAUGGUGAAGGCUCUGUUCCCAUAGUAUCACAGUAAGUCUUCAGAGAAUGAAUGUAGAAAUAAAUGCACCAGCAAAAACUGUAUGAAUGGUGAUGUGACUUGUCUUCAGUAACUUCUUUGCUGCUAUUAGAUGUGUAUGUCUUUGCCAAGUGUUGAUUACUUGUUAGCAGAAUCUGGACUGAAUAGAAUGCGUCUUCAUCUUCACCCCAAGAGCAUGGACCACAGCUGGUCUAGAAUUCAUGAUCUUCAGGGUGAUUGAAAAUAAAGGAAAUGAAAAGGGAUAGUAUAGAUUUUUGUGCAAAACCUUCCUUGUUUUGCUUUAUAAUGUCUGUGUUACAGUUUUAGUCAGUGGCCAAUUGAAAGUAUUUGAUAGGUCUUUCCUGGAAGCUGCUAAACUUCUAAAUAGAGUUGCCUGAUGAGUCCACAGCCACCUUAGUCUAGAGGGCCAUCCAUCAUCCAUGCAGUUGGCAGGGCCGCUGCCAUCUUCUGCUGGGUUGGUAUGAAGCAGGUAACACAGUUAGAAGGGACUCCAAGGUUUACUGUUGUAAGGGGUACUCAAAUUAAUUUUUACUAUUACUUAGGUCAAUACUAACAACAUUUGUAUUUAGAGUCCAGUAACAGUAUUAGCAUUUGAAAAAUAAGUUGAAUUCAAGUACGUUAACGUUUGUUAUGACUCUGGGUGAAUUGACAUUCUGUUUCUGUUAAAAAUAAGGGAGCUACUUGGUUGUAGGGAGGAAAUGUGUUGACUUCCAAAUCUUCAGUGAAUUUUGUGCAAUAUUUCUCCUUGUUUCAGAGUAAUUUAGUAGUGCACAUCUGCUUUUCAAGCAGAUCCUUGAAAUGGUAUUUUUCAAAAAUGUGUAAAAUUGCAUGUAGCUAUGAAAUAUGGUUGUAUGAUAAAAACAUGAAGAAUAUAUUCUAAUGAGGCAAAUGUAUAUUUCAAAUGACUGAGAGUGAUUAUGGAUGUCACAUUCUAUGGAAAUAGUAAGGCCUAAGCCAAUAUUCGCAUACCAGUGGUUCUAGGUAAUUCUUAAAACUAUAACAUGGUUCAAUUGAAGUAAGGUUAAAUAUUAGAAUUUAAGAUGUUUAGUUUAUCAUUUAAUCAUUUGUUUGUCAUUGAUAAAAAGAUAAGGAGUUAAGCAUUGCUUUUCGGUACCACCAAUGAGGGGAGAGUUCAUGGUGAUGAGCAUAUGUAUUAAUUUAGUUUGUGACAUCCCUAAUAAUCAUAAGUCAUUACUUAAAAUAUCUACUAAGGUUGCCAGUAUCCUUUUAAUUUUUUGUAAAUUAAUUUCUCUGUAUAUUGAUGUACAUUUUGUUUUAACCUUUGUUUUCUCUUGAGAACUGCUUUAAAUUAAUAUACUUGAAUGAGGCAAUAAAGCACUGUGGAACAGCUAGUCUUGAUGCAGCUUAUGCACAAGCACAUCACGUCUGUUACCUCAUGAUUAUUGAGGAGGAAGAGAAAUUUAAUAUGCUUACAUGUUUAGCCAACUGACAAUUUGUGUUAUUUUUAGAUCUGUGUCAGAUACGAUGAGAAAUGCCUCAACAUGGAACAAAGCAACAUUACGUAUCCCAGUGCUUCUAAUUUUUUUUUUCGGAAUGUUUUUUUAGUCACCUUUGAAAACCAUUCCUGAUAAUGUCCUUGUUGGAGCCUUUAAUACUUACAGGAAAGGCAUGAAGUACAGGAUGUUUUGAGGUUUUAUUGAUCAUUUUAAUAAUUUCAUAGAUUAAAAAAAAAAAAAGGAAAGAAAAAAAAAAAAAAAAACCAAAAACCCCAAACAUUAUUGUCCUAACAGUUUUAAAAAUUUAGUUAGUGACUGACCUUUAAUAAAACUACUCCAUGCUUUUGCACCCUCUGGACUACUGUUCAAAGUCAUCUCAAGAACUGUAAUUCAGACCUUAGACUACUGUCAGUAGUGCACUGUGUAGAUGUAGUAAAUGAGCUGUGAUGUGUGGUGUGUCUUGUUUUUUUCAUUUUCCUUCCAAGUUUGUGGCGUCAGUGGAAAUUUUUGGUGAAUUCCACAUUACCAUUAAGUGCCCAACACUGUACUAUAAAAUAAAACUUAACAAUAUGAAAA
Tyto alba (common barn owl) is the source of this 9476-nucleotide messenger RNA. RefSeq names its product DENN domain containing 1B (gene DENND1B). The transcript is spliced from 23 exons. Gene Ontology annotation, molecular function: phosphatidylinositol phosphate binding; guanyl-nucleotide exchange factor activity. Gene Ontology annotation, biological process: endocytosis; endocytic recycling. Lineage: Eukaryota; Metazoa; Chordata; Aves; Strigiformes; Tytonidae. Gene Ontology annotation, cellular component: intracellular membrane-bounded organelle; nuclear speck; cytosol. The coding region runs from base 116 to 2485 and encodes 789 amino acids. The record is from RefSeq and is a predicted model, not a curated record.